AUGGAGGAGAAGGGCGAACACCUCCCCUACCCUCAGGCACCUGCCUCAGAGGGCCGAGAUGAUACCGAUAGCACGGCCACCGUCCUUGGGGAUGAUCCCUCCCCCACCCCUCCCGUCGCCAAUGUCAGCAAGGCCAACGGAUGGAACCUGAUGCCCCGUGUCAAGGAGCAGCAUGAACGCGAAGUCGAGUCCGGGUUCAAACGCCGCGAACUCGGCGUCACCUGGAAGAACCUCAACGUCGAAGUCGUCAGCGCCGAGGCCGCCGUUAACGAAAACUUCUUCUCCCAAUUCAACGUCCCUCAGCACAUCAAGGAAUCACGCAACAAGCCCCCUCUUCGAAAGAUCCUGGACAACAGUCAUGGCUGCGUCAAGCCGGGCGAGAUGUUGUUGGUCCUCGGCCGACCCGGUUCGGGCUGCACGACCUUGCUGAAGAUGCUUUCCAACCGAACCCUUGGGUAUCGCUCCGUGGAGGGUGAUGUCCGCUAUGGCUCGUUGACCGCCAAGGAGGCCGGCAACUACCGGGGUCAGCUCGUCAUGAACACCGAAGAAGAACUGUUCUUCCCUACCCUGACCGUUGGUCAAACCAUGGACUUCGCUACCCGUCUAAAGAUCCCGUUCAAGCUGCCCGCUGGCGUCGAAUCGCCCGAAGCCUACCGCCAGGAAACAAAGGAUUUCCUGCUCGAAUCGAUGGGAAUCUCCCACACCAACGACACCAAGGUUGGUAACGAAUAUGUCCGGGGUGUGUCCGGUGGUGAGCGGAAGCGUGUGUCGAUUAUUGAGUGUUUGGCCACGCGGGGCUCGGUGUUCUGCUGGGACAACUCCACCCGUGGCUUGGACGCCAGUACCGCCCUUGAGUGGACCAAGGCCAUCCGUGCCAUGACGGACGUCUUGGGCCUGUCUACCAUCGUCACGCUGUACCAGGCCGGUAACGGUAUCUACGACCUCUUCGACAAGGUGUUGGUCUUGGAUGAGGGCAAGGAGGUCUACUACGGCCCCAUGGAACAGGCUCGGCCCUUCAUGGAGGACCUCGGAUUCGUCUGCCGUGAGGGUUCCAACGUCGCCGAUUUCCUCAGUGGUGUGACCGUCCCAACGGAGCGCAAGAUCCGCCCCGGUUUUGAGAACCGCUUUCCCCGGAACGCCGAUGCCUUGAAGGCUGAAUAUGAAAAAUCGCCUAUUCACCAACAGAUGGCGCUCGAAUACGAUUACCCUGACACCGACCUUGCGCGCGAGCGUACCGAGGAUUUCAAAACCUCCGUCUCGGAAGAGAAGUCUAGCCGGCUCCCCAACAGCAGUGUGAUGACGGUCGACUUCCUGUCCCAAGUCAAGGCUUGUAUUGCUCGGCAGUACCAGAUCCUGUGGGGUGACAAGGCUACCUUUAUUAUCAAGCAAGUUUCUACUUUGGCACAGGCUUUGAUUUCCGGUUCCCUUUUUUACAAUGCUCCGAACAACUCCGGAGGUCUGUUCGUCAAGUCCGGUGCCCUCUUCUUUUCGCUUCUCUACAACAGUCUGCUUUCCAUGUCCGAAGUCACCGAAUCGUUCAGUGGUCGCCCGGUCUUGAUCAAACAUAAAAGUUUCGCCUUUUUCCAUCCUGCCGCCUUCUGUAUUGCGCAAAUUACUGCCGAUAUCCCCGUUCUCCUCUUCCAGAUCAGUAUCUUCUCGCUUGUUGUUUACUUCAUGGUUGGAUUGGAGAUGACGGCGGGCGCGUUUUUCACCUACUGGAUUCUCGUGUUCACUACUACUAUGGUCAUGACAGCCUUGUUCCGCGCCGUGGGUGCUCUCUUCAGCACCUUUGACGGUGCCUCUAAGGUUUCCGGUUUCCUCAUCUCUGCCCUGAUCAUGUACACUGGUUAUAUGAUCCAAAAGCCUCAGAUGCACCCCUGGUUUGUCUGGAUCUACUGGAUCAACCCGCUCGCCUACGGUUUCGACGCCCUGCUGUCCAGCGAGUUCCACGGCAAGAUCAUUCCCUGCGUGGGCAACAACCUCAUUCCCUUCGGACCUGGCUACGAGGACGCUGCCGGCCACCAGUCUUGCGCCGGUGUUGGUGGUGCCAUCCAAGGACACACUGAAGUUACCGGUGACCAGUACCUUAGCUCCCUGUCGUACAGUCACACCCACGUGUGGCGCAAUUUCGGAAUUCUCUGGGCCUGGUGGGCCCUGUUCGCGGCGGUGACCAUUGUUGCGACCUCCCGCUGGAAGGCUGCCUCCGAGAGCGGCAGCUCCCUGCUGAUUCCCCGCGAGCGUUUGGACAAGCACCGUCAAGUGGCCCAGGUGGAUGAGGAAUCCCAGGUCAACGAGAAAGCCAAGAAGCCCGUCGACAGCGGCUCUGAAGACAACGACCUUGACCAGCAGCUGGUCCGCAACACCUCUGUAUUCACUUGGAAGGACUUGACCUACACGGUCAAGACGCCCACUGGCGAUCGCGUGCUCUUGGACAAUGUCUAUGGGUGGGUUAAGCCCGGCAUGCUGGGAGCCCUGAUGGGAUCCUCCGGUGCCGGAAAAACCACUCUUUUGGACGUGUUGGCUCAGCGUAAAACGGACGGUACCAUUCGUGGCUCUGUCUUGGUCGAUGGUCGGCCUCUACCCGUCUCGUUCCAGCGUUCUGCCGGUUACUGCGAGCAGCUUGAUGUGCAUGAGCCUUUCGCGACCGUGCGUGAGGCGUUGGAAUUCUCUGCUUUGCUCCGACAGCCUCGCCAUGUGCCCGAACAGGAGAAAUUGAAGUAUGUGGAUACGAUUAUCGAACUUCUUGAACUGCACGACAUCGCCGAUACUCUGAUCGGUCGUGUUGGCGCCGGAUUGAGUGUGGAACAGCGCAAGCGUGUCACUAUCGGUGUGGAAUUGGUCUCUAAGCCUAGCAUUCUCAUCUUCUUGGACGAGCCCACCUCUGGUCUCGACGGUCAGUCUGCCUACAACACGGUCCGAUUCCUGCGCAAACUUGCCGACGUCGGUCAGGCGGUUCUCGUCACUAUUCACCAGCCCUCCGCCCAACUCUUUGCUGAAUUCGAUACCUUGCUUCUGCUCGCCAAGGGUGGUAAAAUGGUGUACUUUGGUGACAUCGGUGACAAUGGUCACACUGUUCGAAACUACUUCGGCCGCUAUGGCGCCCCUUGCCCUGAUAAUGUCAAUCCCGCCGAACAUAUGAUCGACGUCGUCUCUGGUGCUCUCUCGCAGGGUCGUGAUUGGCAUCAGGUCUGGAAGGAAUCUCCGGAACAUGGCGAGGCAGUGCGGCAACUUGACCAGAUUGUUAGCGACGCGGCGGCCAAGCCCCCGGCCACCGCUGAUGACGGUCAUGAGUUCGCCAUGCCUCUGUGGAAACAGACCAAAAUCGUGACGCUGCGUAUGUCUACCGCUCUAUUCCGCAACGUGGACUAUGUCAACAACAAGAUCGCCCUACACAUCGGUUCUGCUCUGUUCAACGGUUUCUCUUUCUGGAUGAUUGGCGACUCGGUCGGAUCGAUGCAGCUGCGCCUCUUCACCAUUUUCAACUUCAUCUUCGUGGCCCCCGGUGUCAUCAACCAGCUGCAACCGCUCUUCCUGGAACGUCGUGAUAUCUACGAGACGCGCGAGAAGAAGUCGAAGAUGUACUCGUGGGUCGCGUUCGUGACCGCCCUGGUCGUGUCAGAAAUCCCUUACCUCUGCCUCUGCGCCGUGUUCUACUUCGUCUGCUGGUACUACACCGUCGGCUUCCCGUCCGACUCGGACAAGGCCGGUGCUGUCUUCUUCGUCAUGUUGAUGUACGAGUUCGUGUACACCGGAAUCGGUCAGUUUAUCGCGGCCUACGCCCCGAACGCCGUUUUCGCCUCCCUGAUCAACCCCGUCUUCAUCGGUACGCUGGCCUCCUUCUGUGGUGUGUUGGUGCCGUACCAGCAAAUCCAGGAAUUCUGGCGUUACUGGAUUUACUGGAUGAACCCGUUCAACUACCUGAUGGGCAGCAUGUUGACUUUCACCAUCUUCGACGUCGAGGUCAAGUGCAAGGACUCGGAAUACGCGCUGUUCGACCCGCCCAACGGCACGACCUGCGGCGACUACCUGUCUACCUUCAUGCAGGGCAUCGGGUCGCGCAUGAACCUGCUCGACCCCGAGGCCACCGAGGGCUGCCGCGUGUGCCAGUACUCGAUGGGCAGCGAUUAUCUGACCACGGUCAACCUGAAUGAUUACUACUACGGAUGGCGCGACGCUGCCAUUGUCGCUUUGUUCGCGCUCAGCUCGUACGCUCUGGUCUAUGUGCUGAUGAAGUUGCGGACCAAGGCCACGAAACAGGCUGAGUAA
Messenger RNA from Aspergillus melleus, 4266 nucleotides. RefSeq names its product putative ABC multidrug transporter. The coding region runs from base 1 to 4266 and encodes 1421 amino acids. The record is from RefSeq and is a predicted model, not a curated record. The transcript is spliced from 2 exons. Gene Ontology annotation, cellular component: membrane. Gene Ontology annotation, molecular function: ATP hydrolysis activity; ATP binding; ABC-type transporter activity. Gene Ontology annotation, biological process: transmembrane transport. NCBI's taxonomy places the organism in Eukaryota, Fungi, Ascomycota, Eurotiomycetes, Eurotiales, Aspergillaceae.